Messenger RNA from Hydatigera taeniaeformis, 639 nucleotides. NCBI's taxonomy places the organism in Eukaryota, Metazoa, Platyhelminthes, Cestoda, Cyclophyllidea, Taeniidae. The record is from the annotation of a GenBank genome assembly.
AUGUGCGACGAUACUCAGCGCCACCUUUGUCAGGCAUUGAAGACACAACAUCACAACCAGAUGAGUGAGGACAUUUUCAAUGUGACAUCCGUGCCAGAGCGCACCAUGUUUGAUCAGGCCAAGGUGGCUGACUAUGUGGCUUCAGGCGCUACGCUGAUAAACUCGAGUCCAGUAGACAUCACACCAACUUCAAGUGAUGAGAUUCCUACUCCUGCACCAUCCCAGCUCACUACUCCUGCUGUCUUGCCUAUUGCUCCAGCUGUCGCCGCUGCAACAGCUGCAGCAUUGGCAACGCCGCUCUACCAAUUCCCGUGCAUGCCUUGGAUACAGCAGGACCCUACAGCGACUCAUGGCAAUCCUGCAGCAGCUUACAUUCACCCCCAAAUAGCAGCUACAGUGCCUCAGAAGGCCGUGGCGGCAACAGCACCACUGGAUCUGAACUCCCUCGCUGCAGUCUACCAAAUGGCCAGUCUUAGUGCGCUAAACUAUGGAGCAACUGCUCCUCCUCAAUCCUUUGAUAUGGUUCUCCCUCUUGUUAACGGGCAGCUUAACGAACAUCCCAUUGAUGGUAUGUUGACAGUCUAUGCAUGCUUCAUGGGUUGCAUCGGCCUAAUCUUUGACAUUUUCACCUUGCGGUAA